UUGGGAUCAAGCGCAGUACCGACACAAGGGACGCUCACGAUCAGUCCUCGCCGUCUCGCCGUCGCGGUAGGAGACAUGGCACAUUCGUCUUUAUUUCUUUCAUGUUACGAGUAUCUUAAAAGGAGAGAUUAUUAGAAGAUUAUUAGACGAUUUCGUUUAUUGUACAAUGGACAUGGCUCCUUUUUCUACGUUUUGAAAUGAAAGGGAUACUAAGACAGCCAUCUUGGAUCUAAUCAUCGAACAUUUCGACUAGCGAAGUUAGGUAAAAUAUUGUAUUUUGAAGACAAAAGUUAAAAAAAAGAAAAAGUUAUCGAUCUUAUUCAUAAGAUUUCAUUAAUUUUUCAUUUGAUCAUUAACCUGAUUAUUUGAACUCAAUCGAAAAAUUCCUUUCUCCGAAAUUAUAUUAAAAAUUUCUCGAAGGCAAAGUUUCAAGAAAAUUAUUAUUCCGUAUGAACUAGACCACUUAGAUUCCCAUAAUAAUUUCGAACAGUUCUCAGUUUAAAGAGUACCCAGAGAGUUCUUUCUGGAUUAAGAAGUGAAUAGAGAAGAAGUAAGAAAAGAAAAAAGAAAAAGAAAGAAAAAAAAGAAGAAGAAGAAGAAAAGCGAAUCAGGAAUUCAGUUUGUCGGGAGGAGAAGAUUCUUGAUAACGAUUGAUCGAUCGAUUAAUAGAUCGAUCUCUCGUGUUUAAGAGAAGAAAAAAAGAGGAGCAGUAGUAACACGUUCCUGAUCGUUGAUAAGAGCUAGAGAAGAAAAAAAAACGGAUUAAUAUCGAAGCAAUUUCUUUUCCCAGCCAGCCAUAUUGGAUUUCGUUGAGGUUGCUAAAGUAAAAGCGGAUAUCCUUUCUGCUGGUACCUGGUAAUGCCUUGCCUUCCUGAAUUGACGAGCAAGUAGGUAAUCGCUGAAUAAAAAAAAAAAAGAAGAAAUAGAGAGAAAGAGAGAAAGUGAAAGAAAAAAAAAGAAAAAAUAAUACGCCGUCGGCCACGGCCACCGUCGGCGACCGACAAUAUGGCCGACCAUGAAAGAAUCAGAUUGGUCGUCCUCGGUGGCGCUGCUGUCGGUAAGAGCGCCAUUAUACGUCGUCUAUUAGGACAAGGUUUUAGUGAGAGAUACAGGCCAACUGUCGAGGAUUUAUAUUCAAGAGAAUGUGUUCUUGGAAAUCUAACUCUCAAAGUCGAUCUUCUCGACACUACUGGGGACUUGCAAUUUCCAGCUAUGAGAAGAUUGAGCAUAGCCACGGCUCAUGCUUUUCUUCUCGUUUAUGCUAUAACAUCGUCGCCCAGUUUUGAAUGUGUUAAACGAUGUUUCGAAGAAGUUAGAGAACAACGUACGGACUUCCAGGAAGUACCAAUAGUGGUAGCUGGUAACAAACAUGAUCUCGCUGCAACACGUAGAGAAGUACCGAUCGAGGAUGUAAGCGAAUGGCUUUUCUGCGAAUUACCAAAACUUCGGGCAAAGGUGAUGGAGUGUUCGGCUAAAGACGAUUACAAUAUAAAGGAUAUAUUUAGGUGUUUCGUAACGCUAUCAAGAAUCGUACCAAAAAAUCCAACUGGAGAUUCUGACGAAUCAGGAUUGAGAAGGAGAUGUUCGGCUUAUGGUUCACGAAGAUCCGGCAGUCCAGGAAGCAGAUCAGGAAGCGCUGGUUCAGGAAGCCCUCAACCACAAUUGGUUGCGACCCAAAAUGUCAAUGUGGUAACCACAACGGAGGAAGUGAAAAGCAAACCUCGAAGUCGUAGUUUGAUCAGACGUGCCUCGAGAAAAACAAAGCAACAAAUUCGAGACUCUCAUGCGGAUGACUGCAAUAUUUCUUAAAGCGAUUUAACGAAAAAGAAAAAGGAUACAUAAUGAAAGAAAGAAAGAAAAAAAAAGAAACGAAUGUGAUGUCACGUUCGUUCUUUUUCGAAAAAUAAUCUUGUCGAUCGUCGACUCGCCGAACUUGUUAUUAAUCAAAAUCAGAGAGGAUAGAUCAGGAUAGAGAAUCACGUGGUUAAUGAAAAAAAUGGAUCUCUCAAAUUUUGAAGAUCUGCAGAAAAUAAAAUUAAAAAAAAAAGAAAAAAGAAGUAAGAAGAGAGGAAUGAAAGAGGAACGGAAAGAAGUCCUAUAAUUUGUUGUCUUUUGAAUUAAAAACAAUGGAUUUGUUUUACGUAAAAAAUCGUAAUUGGCAAUUUUUCUUCUUUGGAAUCAAAAUUCAAGUUCAAAUCAAAAUAAAAGAAAAUUUUCUUUUUUACUUAAAAUUGUAAAGGAAAAAAUUGGUUUUUUAAUUAAAAUUGAACUAGAAGAAAAUUUUUGUUUUUAUAUUAAAAUUAUAAAUAAAAAACAGAAGGAAAAAAGGAAGUUUGGUUCAUAAUUAAAAUUAUGAAAAAGGCUCAUAAAGAGAAACUAAAAUCAGUUCGGAAUAGAAAAAUAUUAAGAAAGAAAAAGAUCUAUAAUCCAAACAAAUUCUGCAUAAUAAGCUUCCUUGCUUUACAAAAGUAAUAUUAAUUACUAUGUGGUAUCAAAUAAAUGACUACAUGUAAAAUAAAUUGUAAUGACGUAACGAUAAAUGUAUGUAUGCGUGUGUGUGUGUGUGUAUGCGUAUGUGCGAGAAAAUAAAAUAAUAUUACAGAUUGUGAAAGAGAAAAACGAAAGAGAGAAACAAAAAAGAGAAAAGAAAAAAAGAAAUUUAAUUUUCUCUUUGUCGAUUCGUUAUCUCUUUCUUUCAUAUAGUUUAAACGUUCGAUCGUUUCUUCUAUGAAAAAAAGAAAAAAAGAAAAAAAAGAAAAAAGAACACAAUAAAAAAGAUGAAAAGAAAAAGAUUUUAAACAAAGUUCGCUUUUGUCAUUGCAAGCAAAAAUAUAUAUAUAUUAAAUAUAUAAUAAAUAAAUAUAUUAAAUUAUAUCAAGAUACCAUGUAGAGAACAUCGUUGGUAUGUAUCUAUUUAAUUUAAGCAUCCUAAGCUUUGAAAUCUUAUUCUUGUUGUAUUGUUAUAUAUAUAAAUAAUAUAUAAUAUAUAAAUUAUAUUAUAAUACAUAUAUAUGUAUACAUAAUAUUAAUAAUAAUAACAAUAACAUUAAUAAUAAUAAUAUUAAUAAUAAUAAAAAAGACCUUCCAUUCGAUGCACAAUUUUUCCAACAAAAAUUCAGAGAAAUAUUUAUUCGUAUCUAUAGAUUUAUUCGUAUCUUACGAUUAUUAUCAGGAUAUUAAUAUUUCUAAUAUUUUCAUGAAAUGUCGAUGUCACGAAUGUCGAUUAACGCUUAAAUAAUAGAAACGAUCGAUAGGACAAGGUCGAGAGGCACAUUUAAAGAUAUUAAUCCUUUGUACUGAAACGUUGCUUCAAUUGUGGUCAAUAGAUCGUCCAUUUAUAAUUAUAUUAAUAAAAAUCUGUAUAAAUUUCGAUAUAACAAUUUUAAUUUAUAUAUAAUAAUUUUCGUACGAGUAUUAUUUAUUUGCUAUCAUGUAAAAAAUGUUUUUAACGACCCUACAGAAAUGCAAAAAAAUACGCUGAGUACAAAGGGUUAAAUAUUUAAAGAAAAAAAAGAAAAAAAGAAAAGAAAUUUGUCGUUAAAAUGCAAGAAAAUCGAUGCACAAAUGGGAUUGAAAAAGUACGAUCGAUUCGACACGAUCGAUUCAAACACACGAAGUCAAACGUAUACACAUAUACAUAUAUACAGAGAACCACGUAGAACAGAUUCAUUUAUGAGAUAAAUAAUAAUUAAAAUGUUACCUGCGAAGACUAAUUAUUUUUAUUACCGAUUAUAGAAGAAUAAAAUUUGGAUGUCUUGAGCGAAAAAUAGAAAGCAAUUAAUUAAUUGAUUAAUUGAAUAAAUAAAUAAUUAAUUAAUUACUUAAUUAAUUAAUUAAUUAAUUGUACGAUAUGUUUCAAUAACAGAUAUGAUAAGCUUUUGAUGAAUGAUUGCUUGGUGAUAAAAAAAAGUAAAGGAAUAAAAAAAAGACAAAAAAGAAAAAAAUAGAUGAUACCUUUAUCAACGUGCAUAAAAUAAAAUAAGUAACUGCACCUCGUGAAUAAAUUAAUAAUUAAUAACAAAUUUAACUUAACAAAAUAGUCGAGAUCCGAGAACAUACAAAAAGUCGACGAACACAAAGCUGCUGACGUCAUAUAUAACAGUCAGGAGCACAUUAUAAUUAACUUGUAACAAAUGGUACGUAACCGGAACGUGCCAUUAUGUGCCAUUAUUGAAUACUGAUUAAUUAUUCAACGUGUAUCGUUCACAUAGAUAUUAAGAUAUUCGAUGUUACGUGUAUGUACUUACGUACAUCCCCUUUUCUUUUAAUUAAUUCCAUUUUCCUUAUAGUUUUUUCUUUUUUUUAAUUUGUCAAUCUAAACACAAAAAUCAUUUCUAAAAUUUUUAACUCGUGGGGUAAAAUAGAUCACUCGCGCAUUACAACUAUAUUAACGUUUGAGAUAAAAAAAAAUUACCAAAAAAACAAAAAAGAAAAAAAAUAAUGAGCAUAUAUAUUAUUAUUAAAUAUAAAUAUACUUGAUAAUUAAAAUUUAUAAUUAACCGUCCCAUAUAUAAAAAAAAAAAUAUGUGCAAAGAAACAAAUAUAAACACGAAAAUAAAAGUAAAUGUAUAAACAUAAAGAAAAAGAUAAAGAUGAAUUAUCAGUGUCGUCGACAAGGUAGAUAUCCUUGUUAAAUCACGAAUACGCUUAAACGGAUACUUGGUAAAACGUUCUAAUUAUAUACAUACAACGUGUGUGUGUGUGUAUGCGAUUUUUGUACUUCGACAUUUUAAUGCGAUAGAGAGCUUUUCAAUAACUACAUUUUCAAUAAUUGUUGAUUGCGUGUACACGUUAAAAAUUCGUUUAUCUCGUCUUUAUUCCGUCGCAAGAAUCUUAUAUUCUAAUUUAUUAAUUGAUUAUAUGAAACUGUCAUCUAUAUAUAUAUAUAACGAUACACACACAUGUAAGCUAUCCAAAGUACGAUUAACCAAUAAAAUCAAUGCUUUAAAAAAAAUCAUCUCGAAAGAAAAAAGGCACAAAAAUAUUUCAACAACGCUGAUUUGUCCGUUUCGUGUGUAUCGUUCUAAGACAAUGUCAUUGAUCGUAAUCAAUGAAAUUAAUUAUAAUCAAUUACGAUAAUGAAAAAAUAGUUAAGAAAUUUAAAAUGAAGAAAAAAAAACACAAAAAAAAGAAACAAACAGAUCGUCUCGCUAUAAUUGCGUAACUUUGUGUAGAGAUAAUAGAAAAAAAAAAAACUGUCGUCCAAUAGGAUCUUCGAUGUCGCUUUCCAAUUUCUUAACGUACUUACAAAAUAUUUUUCAUCUUAAUUUAUCGUAUUUGUUAGCUAUAUAUCGCAAAACAAGCGGAUCGUCCGGGUAUAACAAUGUAAAUAAAAAUUUUCUGAUCGUGAUCCAGGGUCGAGUGUGACCUAUGCAAGAUGUAAGGGACGCCGCUCGAUGUCAAGGACGUCCAUGACAAAAGCACUUACAUAUAUAUAAAGAAUUUUUUAAUAUUGCACUUUCACUAGAAGCAGUUUUUUCGAGAAGUCGAAAAAUAUUCUUUACAAACAUCAUGAAGUAGCGUUUAAUAAGUUUACAUUAAAUCGUUUUAAUAUUGAUUCUGUCACAUUAAAUAGUGGUAUUUUGUGCUUUUUCAUAGCACUUAAAUAUACCUAUAUUUUCUUUAUUUAAAUUAUAUCUAUUUUGAAAUAGAAUUACAAGUAACCAAGUAAUAAAAAUAAUUCUAUGAUUCCGUAUAAAUUCUUGCAUAAGGGUAUCGAGCAUCCGACCUGUCAUGAUCUAUUAUAUUCUUUCGUAAUUGUUCGGGAUUUACGAACAAUAUGGCGCUCGUAGAUUGACGCCAAGUACUAUUAUAUCACAUAUAUGAUAUAUAUAUAUAUAAACAUCAAACUUCUAUGUAUCUAUAAAUAUAUAUAUAUAUAUAUACAUUUGUAUAUAUAAAUAAUUAUUAUAUUAAGCUAUUACAUUUCUCUGUUAAUAUUUAAGUAAAUGAGAGAGGCUAAGCUACAAAUCAAAAGAAGUAAUUCAAUCUUUAAGAGACAUGCUAUAUGCUAAUUACCUGUCUGUCUUUUUAGAAGUAUUACGAAUAAUACAACAUAGGAAGCAUGUGAAUUCCUAUUGGCUAUCGGCGAACAUAUUAAAAACAAUUUAUUUAUAAACAAAAUAUUAAUUAGUUAGAUAAAAUCAAAAAAUUCCAAACUUUUCUUCGCACUAAGUUCAAAGAUAUACAUCUAUGUACUUCACUGUUCACCAUAUUUAAUCAAAGUAACGAAGCUUUCUAUUGAUUGAAUCUUAAAAGCAAGAUUUUUCGCGCGUUCGUUAUAUAUAUAUAUAUAUAUAUAUAUAUAUAUAUAUAUAUAUAUAUAUA
Vespula vulgaris is the source of this 6327-nucleotide messenger RNA. Its product is annotated as GTP-binding protein Di-Ras2. The record is from RefSeq and is a predicted model, not a curated record. Bases 1006 to 1809 code for a protein of 267 amino acids. NCBI's taxonomy places the organism in Eukaryota, Metazoa, Arthropoda, Insecta, Hymenoptera, Vespidae. Gene Ontology annotation, molecular function: GTP binding; GTPase activity. The transcript is spliced from 5 exons.